Molecule: messenger RNA, 255 nt
Organism: Morchella importuna
Lineage: Eukaryota; Fungi; Ascomycota; Pezizomycetes; Pezizales; Morchellaceae
Exons: 3
Coding region: 1-255 (84 amino acids)
Biological process (GO): mRNA splicing, via spliceosome; maturation of SSU-rRNA
Cellular component (GO): sno(s)RNA-containing ribonucleoprotein complex; U4/U6 x U5 tri-snRNP complex; P-body
Molecular function (GO): RNA binding
Source: RefSeq, a predicted model, not a curated record
AUGACCGAGAACGGCCCCUCCGACGCAGCUACUUCUGAUCCCUCCGGCUUCCUCCAGGAGAUUAUCGGCGCACCCAUCACCGUGAAGCUGAACUCGGGAGUCGAGUAUCGAGGCGAGCUUUCAUCCGUAGACGGUUACAUGAACAUCGCGCUCGAGAAGACCGUCGAGUACGUCAAUGGGGAGGUUAGAAAUAAGUAUGGGGAUGUGUUUAUUCGGGGGAACAACGUGCUAUAUAUAUCCCAAGACGCGGUAUAG